Messenger RNA from Closterium sp. Yama58-4, 405 nucleotides. The record is from the annotation of a GenBank genome assembly. Lineage: Eukaryota; Viridiplantae; Streptophyta; Zygnematophyceae; Desmidiales; Closteriaceae.
AUGUCGGCGACGAAGGAGAUGUCGGCCGAGACAAAGAAGGAGAAGGCGAAGGUGAUUCAGGAGGAGAAGUCGGUCGGGAAGGAGAAGUCGGUGGAGAAAGGGAAAGAGAAGGCGGAGGAGAAUCAGGAGAAGUCGAUCGGCAAGGGUAAGUCAGUGAAGAAAGGGAAGGAGAAGGAGAAGGCGGCGGAGAAGGAGAAGGAGAAGGAGAAAGAACGGAGGGGUCGUGGCAUCGACCACGACCCCUCGGGCGACGGGCAAGGGUGGGUGGGUGAGAUUAAGGCGUUGCUGGACACCGAGAUCAACAGGGAGCAACCCCCAGGGGAGGUUGCUCACAAUGUCGGGGGGAAUGCUGGAGUAGAUGAUGACGUGAUCGCUAGAGCGAGAGUGGAGGCCAUGGCGUUCUAG